This is a messenger RNA of Girardinichthys multiradiatus, 1010 nucleotides long. It is a transcript of the gene spef1, whose product is annotated as sperm flagellar 1. The transcript is spliced from 7 exons. Gene Ontology annotation, molecular function: microtubule binding. NCBI's taxonomy places the organism in Eukaryota, Metazoa, Chordata, Actinopteri, Cyprinodontiformes, Goodeidae. Gene Ontology annotation, biological process: regulation of cytoskeleton organization. Gene Ontology annotation, cellular component: axoneme. The record is from RefSeq and is a predicted model, not a curated record. The coding region runs from base 79 to 783 and encodes 234 amino acids.
ACGUCUGAAACAGACCGUGUUUAGCGGGCAGCUAACAAGCUAAUUGUUUUACGCUCAGAUUUAAAUAUUGUUUUUAGAAUGGAUCGUUCGCUUAGCAAGGAGGAAAAGCAGGAUUUGCUUGCAUGGGUAGAUAAAGUACCUUUCUCCAGGCCCAAAAGAAACAUCACCAGGGACUUCAGUGAUGGAGUGAUGAUUGCGGAGAUUAUUAAGCAUUUUUUUCCAAAGAUUGUUGACCUCCACAACUAUAGUGCUUCCUGCAAAACGCAGCAGAAACUCAGCAACUGGAGGUUUCUCAACAAGAGGGUGUUUCCCAAGCUGGACAUGGAUGUCCCAGAGGAGAUGGUAAAGAAGAUUGUUACAAGCACCCCUGGAGCCAUAGUGCCUGUGCUGAGCGUCCUCAAGGAGAAGAUAGAGGAGAAACUGGUGCAAACCUUCAACAAUACACCACAAUACUAUGAAACCAGGAGCCAGGAGAAACCUUUUUCAGAUGUAGAAAUUCAACAGGCUGAAGCAAGAAUUGUGGCCCAGCUGGCAGAGUUGAAGAUCACAGAGACAAAAGUGAAACCACAACACAUGAUGUUUUACACAGAGAUGAACCCUGCAACCAUCCGGCAAAUCCUGCUUGAAAAAGAACUCCAGGUCCAAGAUCUUCAGGAAACUGUGAAGGUCUUUCAGGUGAAAGUGACCAAGCUGGAGGAGCUGGUUCGAUUGAAGGACAAGCGCAUUGAAUAUCUGACCUGUCUUCCAGAGGCGUACAAAACUAAACUACAGCUAGCUGGUUAAAAAAGCAGCUCACAUUCACACAGAGACCUGGUGUUAUGCUGUCUUUAUUUCUGUCCUUGUUGAAGUUCAUCUUUGUGCAGAAAACAUUAGGGUUCAGUCAUUUCAGUUUUAUUUAUCUGGACUUUACACUAAAUGUACUGAAGAUGGAGUUUUAAUAUGUUCAUUAUGUUAAAAAGUACUUGUUUUAAGAUGUAAUUAAUAAAGAACAACUAUACAUCUGUCCUAUA